UUCCUGGAAGGUCUUCAACAAAAGUUUUGUGUUAUCUAUCCUACUGGAUCUUAUCACAAUUAAGUUGCAAUUAACCAAGAAAAACUUGGUCCAUUCCUAUUUAAUAAGAACAAACUGGGUGAAGAAAAAAAAGAGAAAAAACUUAGAGAGAGUGAGAGAGAGAGAGGGAGCAAUUAUAUUGUAAUUAUAGAUGACUAAAAUCAUGUAUUGGGCAAGCAUGAUGUUGUUGGUGGUAGUGUUGUUGUUGGAUGUGGUUGAAGCUAAGUGUGGAAAGAAAGGCCCAAAUAUCAGAUUCCCAUUUGGGCUAAAAGAUGACCAAAAUCAACCACCUUAUCCUGGCUUCCAGCUAUCAUGCAGUGGCAUAAACACACUUCUUGAGUUCCCUAAAUCAUCUUUGAAGCUCUUUGUAAAACAUAUUGAUUACAAAGCUCAAGUAAUUGAACUUUACGACCCUCAUAACUGCCUUGAGAGACAUGUCAUGAAUAUCCAGGACUUGCCAUCAAUUUCUCCAUUUCAAUUUGUGGAAGAUGUCCUCUUCAAAUAUACCUUGUUCAAUUGUUCAAACGAUGGAGAAAAACAAAAUUCUUAUGGAUUCAUCCCUUGCCUUGGUGGCCCUGGUUAUCAAAUUUAUUUCUCUGACUCACGCAUUGCAAUUAAAUACUUGCCCAUACAUUGUACCAAGUUGAAUAAUACUUCAUCUCUUCCAAAUGUAAGGACAUGGAAGAACAGACUACGUUUGGAAUGGCUUAAACCAAAUUGUCGUCAUUGUGAAACAAAAGGGAAGACUUGUCAACUCAAAAAUGCCACCCAUCUCCAAUCAAUUGCAUGUAUUCUUCCCAAAGGAGAAAAGAAGAAGUAUGUCACUAUUGGUGCUACCCUUGGUGCUGCAGUAGUGACAGUAGUGCUUAUUCUAAUUUAUCGUGCUUACAGCUCUAAUAAACAGGGAAAAGAGUACAAAUUGAGAAUAGAGAGAUUUUUGGAGGAUUACAAGGCUCUAAAGCCUAGCAGAUAUUCAUAUGCUGAUAUUAAGCAGAUUACAAGUCAAUUAUCUGAAAAAUUGGGAGAAGGAGCUUAUGGAACAGUUUACAAAGGAAAGCUCUCUACCGAUUUUUUCGUUGCAGUGAAAAUUCUUAACAGCUCAAAAGGCGAUGGAGAAGAGUUUAUAAAUGAAGUUGGAACAAUAGGUCAAAUUCACCAUAUCAAUGUGGUUCGGUUGGUUGGAUAUUGUGCGGAUGGAGCUAGAAGAGCUCUUGUGUACGAGUUCUCACCCAAUGGAUCAUUGCAACAGUACAUAUCUUCUCCAGAUUCUGAACAUUUUCUUGGAUGGGGAAAGCUAAAAGACAUUACUUUAGGCAUUGCCAAAGGAAUUGAAUAUCUUCACCAAGGGUGUGAUCAACGAAUACUUCAUUUCGAUAUCAAACCUCAUAAUGUCUUGUUAGACCAAAACUUCAUUCCAAAAAUUUCUGAUUUUGGUUUGGCCAAGCUGUGUUCCAAGGAUAAAAGUAUUGUGUCAAUGACUACAGCAAAAGGGACCAUGGGUUAUAUUGCACCUGAAGUUUUCUCUAGAAAUUUUGGAAUUGUUUCUUACAAGUCAGAUAUUUAUAGUUUUGGAAUGAUGUUACUCGAAAUGGUUGGAGGAAAGAAGAUAACUAAUGUGAAAGAGGAAGUUUAUUAUCCGGAAUGGAUCUAUAAUCUCUUAGAAGAAGGAGAAGAUUUGCGAAUUCAUGUUGAUAAAGAAGAAGAUGCUGAGAUUGCAAAAAUGUUAGCAAUUGUAGGACUAUGGUGCAUUCAAUGGCAUCCUACAGAUCGUCCUUCUAUGAAAGUUGUGAUUCACAUGCUGGAAGGAGAACAAAAUUUGACUUUGCCACCAAAUCCUUUUACCUCUAGUGAUUCAACAAAAACAAGAGUUGAUAUGCCAAGAAGGAGAAUGAACUUGGAAUUAGAAACUAUAACUGAGUUGGAGUGAUAUAAUUUAACGACAAGUUUGUAUUUACUUUGUAUAUGUUUAAGAUCUAUGCACUUGAAUGUCAACAUGGUGAGAUAAUAACAUUUUCAUA
This is a messenger RNA of Cannabis sativa, 2057 nucleotides long. Its product is annotated as rust resistance kinase Lr10-like. Bases 191 to 1966 code for a protein of 591 amino acids. The transcript has 3 exons. Gene Ontology annotation, molecular function: polysaccharide binding; ATP binding; protein kinase activity. Lineage: Eukaryota; Viridiplantae; Streptophyta; Magnoliopsida; Rosales; Cannabaceae. The record is from RefSeq and is a predicted model, not a curated record. Gene Ontology annotation, biological process: protein phosphorylation.